Oikopleura dioica is the source of this 645-nucleotide messenger RNA. The record is from the annotation of a GenBank genome assembly. Lineage: Eukaryota; Metazoa; Chordata; Appendicularia; Copelata; Oikopleuridae.
AUGUUAAUUUUAACUGCAGAGAAUCUUGACGCACUUUUGCAAACAUUCACCAAGAAUUUUUGGAAGCAGAACUUUGAUAACUUUGAUAUCAUGAAUGACGAGAGUAACAAGAGUUGCAAGUUAUGGCGAGCGAGCAAAUGGAAAGCCAACUUCGAUCCGCUUCUUAUUUCUUCAUCGUUGGCAAUGGUGCUUCUCAAAUUUAAUGACAGUCCUUUCCAAGUGGACAGAUCCUAUAUGCUUGGAACAGGUGGCUGGGACAUUUAUGUUUCUGGAGUGAACGGUUUCGUGGGAAAAGAUGGCGUCACAAAGGGCGGCCUCUUUGAUGCAAAUACUGGAAAUCCAUGGUGCCAACAAGAUUGUUCCAGACUGCACCCAGCUGAAGUCACCAAAAUGAUUAAAGCUCUCGAAGCUGGCAAGCUUGACGAGCCAAUUACAUGUUCCAAGGUCAAGUUCAGCAUCGUCGCAAUCGAAAAAGACAACACUCUGAUGCAUGCACUAGGCCCUAAGAACGUUCCUAUGGUUAUGAAAAUGACUGAAGGAAAACGUGCGAUUGUAAUCGGUUUUGGCGAUGAAAAUUCGAAUCACGGGUCAAUGACGGCGGCAGUAGAACGCACGGUGGCGUACCUCAAUCCAGCUGGUUAUUAA